AUGUGCAACCGAUUGUCCCCGAUGAAUGUUGAUGGCAGUGUAAUGAAUAGUGAAGGAGACAAGCAGAACACCAUCUGCUUUCCCAUCAUCGAGCAGAAUGGAUCAACAGCAGCUGUGCAGGAGCCCGACGCUUUGCAGUCAGAGCAGGCUAGGGAACCCGAGAGCGAGGGAGGAGGAAAACAGGACAGCAUCAGCUCAGGGUUGAAAACACCGGAGGAGCAAGUUACAGAGACUUCUCAAGUCAACCUGUUGCGUGGUGACAAGUGUAUGAGCUCUUGUGAUCAGAGAGAUGGGACGCUGUGGCGUGAAUCGCUGGCGAACCCAAAAGACGAUCCAGAUCUCAACGAAGUUGUAGUUGAAAACUCAGAUCAUCACAAUCAUCUUGACAUGGACUACAUGAUGGAGGACUGCAGUUUGCAAGUUCCAAGAUCAGAGCAAUAUAUCCCGAACAAGGCCUGUUCAUAG
Molecule: messenger RNA, 465 nt
Organism: Guillardia theta CCMP2712
Lineage: Eukaryota; Cryptophyceae; Pyrenomonadales; Geminigeraceae
Exons: 2
Coding region: 1-465 (154 amino acids)
Source: RefSeq, a predicted model, not a curated record